CGAGAUCUCGUUUUGCAGGACAAGCAGCCGCCGUUCUUUGCUUCAAGCUCUGUUCAUCUGGACGAUUGCUCCUGCUUUCGUCUCCACUCGUCACCGCCGCUGCCGCCGCGACCCAACCCAACCUAACCCGACCAGACCCGAUCCGACCGUCUGCAUCCUCUGUCAUCAUGAAGUUGGUCAGAUUCCUCCAAAAGCUCAACAACGAGACCGUCACAAUCGAGCUGAAAAAUGGCACGAGCGUCCACGGCACCAUCGCCGGUGUAGACAUGCAGAUGAACACGCACCUGAAGACCGUCAAGAUGACGGUUCGAAACAAGGACCCCGUCAACCUCGAGUCGCUGUCGAUCCGUGGAUCAAACGUUCGAUACUUUAUCCUGCCGGACUCGCUGCCCCUGGACACGCUCCUCGUUGACGACGCACCCAAGUCGAAAGGCAAGAAGAAGGAGGCGGCACCUUCCCGAGGACGUGGCCGUGGACGAGGCCGUGGCAGAGGUCGUGGACGUCGCUAGAUUCCCGCCAUCGCCGGUUCCUGAUCCCAUGGAGCACCUCCGGCUUUCCCCUCGCCUCCUGCUCUCAUCCCCUCCGCCCCCGGACAUUUUGUCACCCAAUUCGUCCUGGAGACACGCUUCCUUCCGCCUCCGAUCAAACCCUCGCACAUCCCAAAUAAACAGCCAACUUCCAGACCCAGU
Molecule: messenger RNA, 689 nt
Organism: Polychytrium aggregatum
Lineage: Eukaryota; Fungi; Chytridiomycota; Chytridiomycetes; Polychytriales
Product: Sm-like ribonucleoprotein
Exons: 3
Coding region: 168-509 (113 amino acids)
Biological process (GO): spliceosomal snRNP assembly; RNA processing
Cellular component (GO): pICln-Sm protein complex; U1 snRNP; spliceosomal tri-snRNP complex
Molecular function (GO): RNA binding
Source: RefSeq, a predicted model, not a curated record